UAUCCCUUUACUUUGUCAAACACAUUUAAAAUCUCUUCUUCAUUUCUAUCACAGUAUAUUUCACUGCUUCUAUAUAGCUUUUCCUCAUUAUUUUUUUCUACAUCAACUCUUCAUUACUGUUACUUGCAUCAAUCACACUUAUGGCUCCACUUACUAGAUCCUAUCAUCAUCUACAUGGACUCAAACUUGCAACAAUAAUCAUCAUCACUGUGCUUUUCAUCUUUUUCUUCUCCAUAUCAGGUGGAUCAGUGGUGUUGGAGAGAAAUGAGAGUUUGGAAGAAAGGAAAAUGAUAGGUUCAAAGCCUCCUGUUUGUUUAAACAAAUGCUUGAAUUGUAGGCCUUGCAUAGCAACAUUGGUAGUUCCAAAUAAACAAAAAAUAAUUAAGAGUUUCAAAGUGUUAUCUCGUGGGGAUCAAGAUGAUACCUAUUACCUUCUUGCAUGGAAAUGUAGUUGUGGAAAUAAGCUCUUUCAACCUUAAUAAGUGAUUAUUACUAGCAUCACUAUUUGUCACCAUUAUUUAUUCCUACAUCGUAUAUGCUUAAUUAGUAGAGAGGUCAUGAGGUUACAUUUAGCUUUUUAAGUCU
Trifolium pratense (red clover) is the source of this 585-nucleotide messenger RNA. Its product is annotated as EPIDERMAL PATTERNING FACTOR-like protein 5. NCBI's taxonomy places the organism in Eukaryota, Viridiplantae, Streptophyta, Magnoliopsida, Fabales, Fabaceae. The record is from RefSeq and is a predicted model, not a curated record. The transcript is spliced from 2 exons. Bases 141 to 479 code for a protein of 112 amino acids. Gene Ontology annotation, biological process: stomatal complex development; guard cell differentiation.